Messenger RNA from Phyllotreta striolata, 1819 nucleotides. NCBI's taxonomy places the organism in Eukaryota, Metazoa, Arthropoda, Insecta, Coleoptera, Chrysomelidae. The record is from the annotation of a GenBank genome assembly.
AAUUUCACCCAACCCACUCAAGCCUUUUCCCGCGAAAAAUGCAGGAAACAGGAAGCAAAACGACUCAUCGUUUUCCAACCGUCAUCGGUAAUUUUCCACUGACCAAUUUAUCCGAUUUCCAUGCGCGUAGGCCAGACCAGGACCAGCUGCUAUCGAUUUCCGCGACCCUCUCAAGCCGAUCCAGUCGAUCCGCAGGAAUUUUCGCGAGCGAACAUCCGAGACUCGCUUUCGCUCGGCGAAUUCCCCCCGAAACACAAAAACCAAACAGAGUUUUUGCGAAUUACGCCAUCCCUUAUUGAGAGGGAUGGAUCAAGUAGUUCUAUUUAAUAUUUCGAAAUAUGCCAAAGGAGACCAAAGUCCAUUCGUUUUCGAAGUUGGAGGCAGUUCUUAUACACGAUGCAGAACCAGCGGAUUUUGAAAAGGCCAUUUCCACCUCCGGUUACGGUAAAUUCAACGUUAUCUUGUACGUUAUUUCGACGGCCGCAGGAUGGUCUACAGUAUUCGAAACCACCACCAUGUCGUACGUUUUUCCCGCCGCGGAAUGCGACCUGCAGCUCACCCUCAACGACAAGGGCUGGCUCAACGCUGUAACUUAUGCAGGCAUGAUAUCCAGCGCGUUCGUUUGGGGUUUCCUGUGCGACACGUUCGGCAGGAAGAAACUCUUGAUCAUCGGGCUGCUCUUGGACGGGAUAUUCCUGAUGAUGGCCGCUUUGUCUCAAAACUUCCCGCUUCUGAUGAUCGCCAAGUUCCUUGGUGGUUUCAUUAUUAACGGUCCAUUUGCUGCUCUAACAGCGUAUCUGUCAGAGUUCCACUGCGCCAAGCAGAGGGCCAGGGUGCAGAUGAUUCUGGGGGCGAUUUUCAGUCUGGGUAACCUUAUUCUGCCCGUAUUGGCACUAAUAAUACUGCCUGUUAACAUGGAUUUUAGAGUGGGAAUGUUAGAAUUUCACUCCUGGAACGUUUAUCUCAUGAUCAGCUCCCUACCAGCCCUGGCCAGCGGCGUGGCGUUUAUUUUCCUACCGGAAAGUCCGAAAUUCCUGAUGUCCACCGGAAACAACGCGAAAGCUCUGGAAGUGUUCAGACAAGUUUACAAAGUGAACACCGGAUAUCCCGCCGAAAGUUAUCCAAUAAAAUAUUUAAUCGACGAAACGUUGAACAACAACUACGACAUUAACAAAGACGUUAACGAAGAUAACGAUGGUGUUACUGUAACGAAAACGGCGCGGCAGAUGUUCAAAGGCGGCAUCCACCAGAUGAAGCCGAUUUUCGUGGGGCCCCACGUGCCGAGGAUCAUUUUGGUUUUUGCGUUGCAAUUUUUAAUAAUGAUGGGGGUGAACACGCUAAGAUUGUGGCUGCCUCAAAUUUACCAAGCGAUGAACGACUAUAAAUUCCAGCACAACGGAAGCGCUCCUCUCUGCGACAGUUUGGAAAUUUUCCAGCCCAAGUACGACGAUAUUAACGUGACUAAAUUCAAAUGCGAAGCGAAUUCCAAUAAUUCGGAAGUUUAUACCAAUUCUAUGAUUGUGGCUACUACUAGUAUCAUUGGCUACAUUACAGCAGGAACACUGAUCAAUUCAUUGGGGAAGAAAACGAUAUUAUGCAUUUUAGGUUUGAUUUCCGGCUCAAUGUCGAUGACCCUAUAUUUUUCGAAAACCAUAACGUCGACUAUCUUAUUAUCAUCGAUGUUCGUAACGUUUGGUAGUAUUGGAAUCAAUGUCAUAUUAGCAGUCGUUGUAGAUCUUAUACCCACUUCAUUAAGAACCAUGGCAGUGUCUCUGACGAUGAUGUUCGGCAGGUUCGGAGCGGCUUUGGGAAAUCUGAU